Cannabis sativa is the source of this 3624-nucleotide messenger RNA. RefSeq names its product putative disease resistance protein RGA3. The record is from RefSeq and is a predicted model, not a curated record. Gene Ontology annotation, biological process: defense response to other organism. Gene Ontology annotation, molecular function: ADP binding. Bases 49 to 2847 code for a protein of 932 amino acids. The transcript has 4 exons. NCBI's taxonomy places the organism in Eukaryota, Viridiplantae, Streptophyta, Magnoliopsida, Rosales, Cannabaceae.
GAAGAGGAAGUUAUUGGGAGAGAGGAUGAAAAGAGAGAGAUUAUUCGAAUGUUGGUGGAAAUGGAGUUUGGGGAGGAUGUGUCAUUCAUUCCAAUGGUAGGGAUUGGAGGGUUAGGGAAAACUACACUAGCUCAAUAUGUUUUUAAUGAUUUAAAAGUCGAAAACUAUUUUGAAUUAAAAAUGUGGGUGUGUGUUUCUGAUGUUUUUGAUGUGAAAUUACUUGUGGAGAAAAUUGUAAACUCUAAUACUUCUAAUAACAGUCUAGAAAAUUUACAAAAUGAACUUAGAAGUAAGAUAAGUGGUAAGAAGUAUCUCCUAGUGUUGGAUGAUGUUUGGAAUGAGAAUGGUGAGGAAUGGGAUAAGUUAGAGACGUUGUUAAAGUGUGGGGGAAAGGGUAGUAAAGUCUUAGUAACCACACGUAGUGAAAUGGUUGCUAGGAUAACUCAGACAGUUCAACCAUUAAAAGUAAGAGGUUUGAGCAAAGAUAUGUCUUGGUCUUUAUUCAAAAGAAUGGCAUUUAAGAAAGGUCAAGAGCCGGUGGAGGGCUCAAAAGAAAUGGAGCUAGGGAUGGAGGUUGUCGAAAAAUGCAAGGGAGUUCCUUUGGCCAUAAAAACAAUAGGAAGAUUAUUGCAAGAAAAGUUAUGGCUGUCUAGAGAUCCACAAAAGGAGUUGUCAAGGUUUUUGAAUAACGAAUUUGCAAAAAUAGAUCAAAAUGAAAAUGAUAUCUUGCCCACCCUCAAGCUAAGUUAUAAUCAUCUCCCUUCACAUUUAAAGCAUUGUUUUGCUUACUGUAGAUUGUUCCCUAAAGAUCAUGAAAUUGAUGUGAGGGAGUUGGUACGACUAUGGAUGGCACAAGGAUUUAUAAAAUGCUCUAAUAACAAAAACCAAUGUCUAGAAGAUAUUGGUUAUGAGUAUUUCAUAAAUCUAUUGUGGAGAUCUUUUUUCCAAGAACCAAAGAUUGAUGGAUUUGGUGAUAUAAUGACAUGUAAAAUGCAUGACCUAAUGCAUGAUCUUGCAAUUAAGGUGGCAGGAUCAAAUAGUGUCAUAAUUGAUCAAAAUCCUAAAUUUUCUAAUGAAAAUUGUCUCCAUGUGUCAUUAGUUAAUUUUGAUUUUGAUCUUGAAACCAACAACUCACUCGAGAUUUUCGAAUUCUUUUCUCAACAAAAAAGACUUCGAACUUUACUUUUACAUCAUCGUAAAGGGUUGAGCUUCUCAGAACUUCAAGAUUAUUUACCCAAAUUUAAGUGUCUACGAGCUUUGAGUGUACCUUUCAUGAGUAUUGAGGUGUUGCCAAAGAAUUUGUGUGAGUUGGAACAUUUGAGAUAUCUUAAUCUUUCUUGUAAUUAUUUUCUAAAAUUGCUCCCAAGCUCUUUGAUAAGAUUACAGAAUUUGCAGACUCUAAGUGUCGUAAAUUGUGAAAACCUUAUUAAAUUACCUCAAAAAAUGAAGAAAUUAGUCAACUUAAGGCAUCUUAUGAUUGAAGGAUGUUGUAGAUUGAGAGAGAUGCCUCCUGAAUUUGGGUAUAUGAGUUCCCUUCACACAUUAGAUAAAUUUGUUGCAUCUGAGUCGAGUGGGUUUCAUGAAUUGAGCAAUCUUAUUAACAACUUACAAGGAAGAUUAGCUAUUAAAAAACUCAGGCACACAAUUAAUUAUUCUGCAUCAGAAACAACUUCAAAGCAAGCCGUUUGUGAAGGGAAACAUAAUCUUCAAUCGUUAAGUUUAGAGUGGGAAAAAGUUUAUGAAAAUAACAAUAAUAUGGUGGAAAAUGAUGAAAUGUUACUUGAAGGUUUGCAGCCACCUUCCAACCUAAAAGAAUUGCAUGUGUGGCAUUUCAUGGGAGUGAGAUUUGGAAGUUGGCUUUCUUCAUUGAAUAACCUUGUUAAACUGAAGUUAAACAUGUGUUACAAGUGCCAAUAUCUCCCAAAAUUAGAUCAAUUACGUUCUCUUGAGGAACUUAUGGUAUCAGGAGUAGAAGCAGAGUACAUGUGCUCCUCUGGCGAAGAUGAUGAUUUUGACGCCAACUUGUUCUUUCCAUCCCUGGUGACUCUUACAAUUGGACAUUGUUCAAAUCUGAAGUGGUGGUGGUGGAAAAAGGAAGUGGAUGGGAAUAAUAUUAGAUCAUUUCCUCGUCUCUCUAAUCUAGUAAUAACAGACUGUCCUAACCUCACUUCAAUGCCCUUGUUUCCAACUAUUGAAAAGGUUAAACUGUUAGCAAGUAGCUCAAUGUCAUUAGAAGAUACGUUUAAAAUGAUGAGGGGAUCAAGCAAGGCACACAACACUACUCACCCAAACAUUUCAUUGCUAAGGUCUAUCCAUAUAAGAAGCUGCCCCAGUUUGACAUCACUACUGGUGGAAGAGAUUGAUAACCUUACUUCCCUUGAGUCUAUCUUGAUAGAAGACUGUCCCAAUUUGACAUCAGUACUGGAAGGGAUUGAUAACCUUACUUCCCUUAAAUCUAUCUUGAUAAAAGACUGUCCCAAUUUGACACUAGUACUAGAAGGGAUUGAUAACCUUCCUUCCUUUAGGGAUAUCUCUAUAGAACACUGUCACAAUUUGGCAUCACUACUUGAAGGGAUUGAUAACCUUCCUUCCCUUAGGUCUAUCUAUAUAAGAGACUCCUCUGAUUUGACAUUAUUACUGGAAAGGAUUGAGAACCUUCCUUCCCUUAAGUCUAUCUAUAUAAGAGACUGUCCCAAUUUGACAUCAUUACUGGAAGGGAUAGAUAACCUUCCUUCACUUGAGUUUAUCUAUAUAAGAGACUGCCCUGAUUUGACAUCAGUUCCCGACAACUUCAGAAAAGUGAAGAAUUCUUUUAUUAAGAAUUGUCCAAAGCUUGAAGAGAGAUAAUGUAAUUGAAGUUUCUAUACACCAUUGGAGUUGUGAUAAACAAGCAAAAGAGGCAGAAAGGGAGUGAGGACAAUGGAAUGGAACCCUCUCCAGCUGUACAUGUUAUUAUGUAGAAGAGAGUUCAAACUCUGGGAUGGUUCCUAUGACAGGGCAGGGAAUGGGGUCAACAUUAAUUCUUCUUGUCUAGACUGAUUUACAUAGUGGCAUACUUUUGCAUUGAAGUUAUUGGCAAAGAGUAUAGAGUAAAUUAUUGUUGGAGAAUACAGAGAAUAAAGAUGCAGAAUUGGGCAUCCUUGGCUGUCAAAUAUCAAUUGAUAAAUUCAUACAGGUUUUGAUUGGACACAAGAGAAAUGGUGGAGAGAUUGGACAGAGACAAUAUGCCAUUUGGCCAAAGUGCAGAGAGAUGAUCAGACCGAAAUAGAUGGAGACAUAAGUGGAGUUAGCUGUGAAAAACAACUAGUACUUUCAGAGUCUCAUUCUUCCAUUUCAACAGAUUCAGUCGAUGAGAAGAUUGGCGUUGUCAAGAAUUUCAGGAGAAUGGUUGGUGUCAAUCAAAGUUAGAAAACUCUAUUUUUGCAUUCAGUGAAUGGAUCGUCAUGCAUAUUUGAAUCCAUUGUAAGUAAACUAAGGUGCAGCAAAUGCAAAACCCAACUAUGGAGAACUGCAAUUAUGGCAUUAAUUUGGGCUGUUUGGUUCGAAAGAAAUUCUAGAAUUUUUGAGGGCCGUGACGAGGUUCAAAAGAGGAACUUUGGGAGAAAAUAAAAUUCUGGUCAGCUA